CACGUUUUCCUCGGUGUCGAGCUGAGAGCAGCCGACUGGUGGCCACAAAGUUUCCCCACUAUCGUCUACCUUCAAGAAGACCUGAAUGGGAGUGGCCAAGCGUUAGUUAUCCCAGUGGCGAGUGGUUCAGAAGACUAGUCAGGAUCAGAGAACCGACCUGUCCAGGUCUAGCCCAACCGUAGAAGAACUAUAGUGGUGUCUGGUUGAUCCUGAUCGACGGUGAGGAUACGUACGAACUCGGAUUUUGAGUGAUAGUUCGUCAGCUCCAGCAAAACUGGAGGUUCAGUGGGAUACACUGUGUUCGUUCGAUUGCCAUGUGAUACAGUUUUUAAUUUUUGUGAAUGCUGCUGCGCAGCCAGGAACAGUGGAGGGAGAAAUUUUGUUGGGUUUCAUGAGAGGAGGCGCAACCGCGCUGAGAUGACGGUGACAACAAACUUUUCAAUGAUGCGACCUUGUUUUACUGGAUACCCUUUUCAAGAUUUGGGAUCGAUACCAGGUCAAGGACGCGUUAACCAACUUGGCGGUGUCUUCAUAAAUGGGAGACCUUUACCAAAUCAUAUCCGACUAAAAAUUGUGGAAAUGGCUGCAGCUGGGGUCAGACCCUGUGUGAUUUCGAGACAGCUAAGAGUAUCUCAUGGGUGUGUUUCGAAAAUUUUGAACCGCUACCAAGAAACCGGAAGCAUCAGGCCUGGCGUGAUUGGCGGCAGCAAACCUAGAGUAGCUACACCAGAAGUAGAGAGUAGAAUCGAAGAGUACAAACGUGAUAAUCCGGGAAUAUUCUCGUGGGAGAUACGCGACAGAUUGAUAAAGGAAGGAAUUUGCGACCGAACUAGCGCUCCAAGUGUCUCGGCGAUCUCAAGACUAUUGCGUGGUCGCGACCCCGAGGAUGAAACUAAACUUGGCGACCGUGAUGGUAAAACGAGUUCCGGGUCUGAUUGUGAGAGCGAGCCAGGAAUUCCUCUAAAAAGAAAACAACGCAGGAGCAGGACGACCUUCACAGCUCAUCAAUUAGACGAACUAGAGCGGGCGUUCGAACGAACACAAUAUCCAGACAUUUAUACCAGAGAAGAAUUAGCUCAGAGAACAAAAUUAACUGAAGCCAGAAUUCAAGUUUGGUUCAGCAAUAGAAGGGCCAGGUUGAGGAAGCAGCUAUCUUCAACUUCUGGUGGUUACGUCAGUUCAGUCGCAUAUCCUGCAGCAUCUUAUGUUUUACAUCCGCCUGCUGCGCCUCAUCCACACGCUGCAACUGCUGUUCCACCGGGUCAUCCCCAUCCUCAUUCUCAUGGGCAAACUUUACCUGAUAGCACAUUCUCGUCGAGUCAAGUUCCAGAGCUUUAUUCUUCUCACCAUAGCACUAUGUCUCAUCAAUUAACUUCGGAUUCAACUCGUCUGUCUUCAUCUGUCGGAUCCACACCGGCUUACGGUCUUCCAGCAUCGGUAACUUAUCCCAGCUCGCUGUUACCAGCAACAUCGUCAACCAGCAGCACUCACAUGAGCCAUCAAAUGUCUUCAGUAGCUGAAGCUUCCUCUUCAACGUACCAACAGGCCAGUGGUCAUCAACUUCCAUCAACACCGAACUCGUUGGUCACCAUGAUGGGUUCAAAUUCUGGAAACUCAAAUCCAGCGUCCGAACAAUUAGCUUCGGCGGAUCUACCGAUUAGCUCGGUAUCUCCGGUUCAACAGCAACAACAACAGCAAGCGAGUCAGGGAAACUCUUCGCCAACGUGGAAUCUUCCGAUUUCUAGCGGAGGAAGAGUUGGACUCCCGAGUCCACCAACGAGUUUGCAGCAGUCUCAUGCUCACGCACAUCCUCAUCAAGCUUUCGCUAGUCAUUAUAGCGCUCAAGGUUUUCAACAACCACCCAGACCUGCUCCUCAUCAACCGUUUUAUAGUUGGUAUUGAGGAGAUUAGGAAUUUUGAGGAUUUAAGGACAAAAACUAAUGGAAUUAGAAGUGCAAUUGAAAGUACCUCAUUAACACGUUGACUGUCACGACACCCGUAUUCGUGUGUCAGCAAAGAUUCUGUUCAGGCCACGUAAUCCAUAUUCGGGUGUCGCUUAUUUGAUUACUUACGAAGGAUCGUCGUAGGUAUAUGAAAAGAUAUUCCAUAAUAAUAAAUUGUUCAUUAAUAAUUAAUUGUAUUGAUAGUUGAAUUGUUAUAAACUAAAAAUACGAAUGUGGCGGCACUUGACAACAAAUACUCGACACUAACUUCUACCGGAUGACGAUAACGCAGUGGUUAGCGCCUUAGGUUACGAACGUUCGGGAACCGAGUCGAGUCCCGGCGCCCGUAGUCCGAUUUUUCUUCCACGCAUAUAAAUUAGAAGAAAAAUAACAGUACCCCCAGCAGGCGUCAUCUACAGCCAGCAGCUAAAAUUAUCACGAACAACACUUACACCUCACGAAAAUUGUGUUUUUUAACAUAAUUAUUUAGAAUGUAAAACUUUAAAGCAUUCUAUACAUAGCUGAGGUUGGUCGGGACAAUUUGGACAAUAAGUUGUUGUUUUUUUCUUUCUUUUCUUUCUUUUCACAAAUUCUUUUGUGCCUUUGUUCGGCCCAUUCGACAUCUUUUAUUUGCGCAUCUAAUGCUUCUUCCGGAAUCAUUUUUCCGAACGGCGAUGUUCUGUUGAUUCCGUCGAAGACGGAUUUUUUUCGAAGGAUUUUUUGUAUUUUCAAACAAUCCUAAUAAUUUUGUAAUAAUUGUCUAAAUAUUUUAAUAUUUAUAUUUUUUCUUGAUGCAAUUUUGUAAAUCGUCUAAACAUUUACAACAGAAAUUCCCAGAAAGAAUUGAAUGCCAAGUUUUCUGUACCACUUGAUUCUUCAUACAGGAUAUAACCUUACAAACACGAAGAUGGUACCCCGCUGGGGGUAGCCACUCACAUGAUAAUCGAACAGCUAAAAAAUCCCACCAAAUGUCCUAAUUGGACAAAUUAUAAGUGUGAAAUAUUAAAUAAAAAAAAAAUUUGGUUCCUUUUCUAAUUAUGAUGGCAUAAGAAACCAUUUGGUCGGAAUAAUCUAUACCACACUUUCCUUCAUCAUAUUCAACAACAGCUAGUGGUUUUAGCAUUGCGAACAAAUGAAACGAAAGAUCAUUCUUGAGAUCAUCACUUGAGCGAUUCGCGUUAUUAAAAUAUCGAUGGGAGCACUUAGCAGAGAACGCUUGGUACUGCUGUAUGCGUGGCCUGACAGAGAUUUCUUUGAAAACACGCGUGGCAGUUAAACAUUUGGAUGAACGAAUGCGUAUGCGUAAACGAAUACGAAAUAUUCUCUCUUCUUUUUCUUGUUAUAUAAUUGUUGGUUGUAAUAG
Molecule: messenger RNA, 3306 nt
Organism: Bombus impatiens (common eastern bumble bee)
Lineage: Eukaryota; Metazoa; Arthropoda; Insecta; Hymenoptera; Apidae
Product: protein gooseberry-like
Exons: 5
Coding region: 418-1902 (494 amino acids)
Biological process (GO): regulation of transcription by RNA polymerase II; anatomical structure development
Molecular function (GO): RNA polymerase II cis-regulatory region sequence-specific DNA binding; DNA-binding transcription factor activity, RNA polymerase II-specific
Source: RefSeq, a predicted model, not a curated record